AGGAUAUAUACACAAAACAGAUCCUCCCGGUGCCUAGUCUUAUCUCGGCCGCCGUCUCGCACAGUGUUUGACGUGUAUCACCCGAGUGCUCUUUUUAUUAUUUCCACUAAAAGAUUACAAUUUAUCUCACGACCACCUCCUCCCCCAUCAACAUAUCCUUCUCUGUGUGUAUACCGUGUGCAUUAUCAACAAGUUGCUCUGGUUGACGAACUGUCCCCGUUUCGGAACCUGCCUUCCGCCAAAGAUAUAUGUUUAUUGGUGCGUGCGUGCGUUCGCGUAAUCCUGUAUGCCGUCUAGGAGAAUUCCUUAUCCGUUUCCUAGCUUCGGAAAGAAUCCUAUUGGCUUCCAUCUCGGACUGGUUUUGCGUUGUACUUCUCCGUGGGUAUAGAUUGAAAGAAGAAACCAGUCAGGCAGCACUUUCCGCUGGUUGCGGCAAAAGUGGAUCCCCGAUUGGACUCGUAAUCGGCUGGCUCUAGGGACCUGUACUGCCACAGCUAUCGCGUGUGGAUGACAAAAUGAAUAAGAUAUGGGUUGCCUUCGCAGUGUUUGGCGCAAUAUCCAUUCUGCCCACGAACUGCCGGAUUGUUAAGAGGAGCUACUCGGAUCAGAGCGUACGCGGCUACCUAACGGAGAGGACAUGCUGGUGGAACGAAGUUUGCAAGGAGGAAUUUCAACAACUAUUUCGCUGUAGAUGUCCUCAGUGGUCCUACUGUAGGUCCCCGGGACGCUACUACAACGCAUUCUGUUCCAUGACAAACACCGGCUACAUAUGGACACAACCCAGCUGGGACUGGGAUACUGCCUGAAGCAUGUUGAAUUGCUUAAUACGCCUGUUAGUUAUAGGAAUGCUGUAGAAGUUUUACAUUGACCAUAGCAUGUUGCAAUUAGUUUGGUAAUAGCGAUUGAGUUCCUUCGUUUUACAAUGGAUAGAACAUCGUAGACAAUUUAUCCACACCCGCAGCGACCAAGUAGAUAAAAAUACAAACGCAUUCAUAGAGACCAAGUAUUUUAUAUAGAUUUAUAGGAGUAUAGACCAUAGGCUAGUGCGUUAUACACCGAACGAUUAUGCGUUUAUGUUCAAUGGUACGCUCAGAGGGACUAAAUCCCAACGAGUACCAAGGUUUGAACGAAAGACCAAAAAGAUCUUUAGAAUUGUUCAAACAUACUUUUAUCACAAGUUCGGCAUAUCAAUUGUUGAUUUGUUCAUUUGAAUAAAUUAUUCUAUCAACGAUUGCGUUCAACGAACAUAUCCCGGUAUGAACUAAAUUAUCAACGAAAAAAGCUUACAUUCAAUUCGGUUAGUUUAGGAAAGAACCAGUUUCCCACAUGUAUAUCCAAGUUUAAUGACCACAGCUUUACAGAUGAUUGACUAAGACGAGAAAAUAUCAAAACAUGUUUUACUGUCAGUAGAAUAGAAUACCGAUUUCGCAGUGAUAUAGAUAGAAGGAGAUCAAGGCAGGAAUUGCAGUUUGUUUGCAAAUGUUUCUCCAUUAUUGAAGUUACUUAUACAUACAUACAUAUAUGAAUAUCUUACACAUAUGAAAACGCAGUACAUACUGAUGUUACGCAAACUUAUAACGCAUAUUACACGAUGGUAUUUAGUGCCACAUAUAAGCAAUCAAUUUCUCUGAUUGCGAUCACACAAGCAGCUGAAUACGAUCAACACAACUACUCACAACCAGAUUUGAAAUAAAAUCAGUAUUGAUUUGAAAUGUUAAAGAA
Messenger RNA from Aedes albopictus (Asian tiger mosquito), 1722 nucleotides. RefSeq lists its product as uncharacterized. The record is from RefSeq and is a predicted model, not a curated record. Lineage: Eukaryota; Metazoa; Arthropoda; Insecta; Diptera; Culicidae. The coding region runs from base 516 to 806 and encodes 96 amino acids. The transcript has 4 exons.